ACCUAUUGAACAGUGACCGGAGUAGCUUUUAAAAGCUAAACAAAGAAAAACUUGUUAAACACUAAAAAGAAGAUUCAAGAACAUUGAUCUUUGUAUUCACAUAAAUACAUAAUUUAAAACAUAUUAAUUUAUAUAAAAAAAUCCUAUCAAAAAUGUCGUCAGAAAAUGUUAAAAUGUACAAACGCAGUGAAAUUGCCGAACACAACAGCAAGGAAAAUAAUUGGUUCGUAAUUCACAACAACGUGUAUGACGUGACCGCUUUUCUUAACGAGCAUCCCGGCGGUGAAGAGGUGCUGAUGGAACAGGCUGGCAAAGAUGCUACCGAAAAUUUCGAAGAUGUUGGCCACAGUUCAGAUGCCCGUGAAAUGAUGAAACAAUACAAAAUUGGUGAAUUGGUGCAUGAAGAACGUACAAAUAUCCCCGAAAAGUCUGAACCCACCUGGAAUAGUGAACAAGCAACCGAAGAAAACUCCAUGAAAUCCUGGUUGAUGCCACUCAUUUUGGGUUUAAUUGCCACCUUGAUCUACAAAUAUUUCUUCGGCAGCAAAUCCCAAUAAUUUUAAACUAAAUUCCAAAAAAACAAAAACAAAAAACCAAAUGCACAUUAUUUGUAUCUACACAAACAAAAGAAGGCCUUCUUUAUAUACAUAAAUUUUUUUUUGUUUUGUUAAAAUUUUCUUCUCUAUAUUGUUUUAGUUGCAAAAUUCAUUCCUCCUUUUGAUAACUAUUUUAUAUUUAAAUAGUUGUUUUAACAACCAUUUUGAAUUGCAUUUAAGAUUAUUCAAAGUUUUCUUCGUUAUUUUAAUUUGUUAAACCAAAAGAGUGCUCAUUUUUCAAAGUGUCUAAUUUUAUAAAAUUCAAUUCUUUUACAAGAAAACUCUUUGCUGCUUGUAGUUUAUUUUAUGAGAAAAAAACUUAUAUUUGUACUGUAAAAUUUCCUUUUUAUGGAUUCUAAAUUCCAUAAUUUAAAUACGUUUUUAUAUAAUACACAAAAGAAACAAACAAACAAACAAAAGUACAUUUCGUUAUAAGGAAGUGGGAAAGUUUUUUUAUAUAUAUAUUAAAUCUUUGUUCAGUUGUCUUUUUGAUAAUGCAAAUUAAAAAGCUAGAAUAAAUAUAAAUAUUAAAAUAAAUUAUAAAUAAAUACAUAUAGAUAGA
Molecule: messenger RNA, 1158 nt
Organism: Calliphora vicina (urban bluebottle blowfly)
Lineage: Eukaryota; Metazoa; Arthropoda; Insecta; Diptera; Calliphoridae
Gene: Cyt-b5
Product: cytochrome b5
Exons: 2
Coding region: 153-557 (134 amino acids)
Cellular component (GO): intracellular membrane-bounded organelle; membrane
Molecular function (GO): heme binding
Source: RefSeq, a predicted model, not a curated record